AUGAUGGCUUUGCCGCCGAGAGGCCUACAGUGGUUUGCUUGGCGCAACGACUGGGAGAGGGGGUGGGUGACGCAGGAGCUUGGGCCGGACGGGGAAGCGAUCAGCCUGGAAAUACGCCACACCUGGCUGAUAAUCCGAGAGCAACAAUCACGGGCGGUUGUGGCAGUGCCUGAGCGCCGAGUCCCGAGAAAGGAAGCCUUCUACCAAGUACAUGGUGCACACAAUUCCUGA
Messenger RNA from Podospora pseudocomata, 231 nucleotides. RefSeq lists its product as uncharacterized. NCBI's taxonomy places the organism in Eukaryota, Fungi, Ascomycota, Sordariomycetes, Sordariales, Podosporaceae. Bases 1 to 231 code for a protein of 76 amino acids. The transcript has 2 exons. The record is from RefSeq and is a predicted model, not a curated record.